AUGUUGUCUCGGAUGGUGAAGGAGCACCAGGAGAGGCAGUCUACUCUGAGAGAGGAGCAGGAGCGGAAGAGGAAGGCCGCACUGGCCGCCGUACAAAAGUGUACGCACGCCAUGGUAGACUCGCUCAACAGCGGCGUGGAAAAGGCCUACGAGAACCAGCGGAAGCUGGACAGAGAGGCCAAGGCGCUGCAGGCUAACUCUGCCCGCUACGUGAAGCAGACGGGGCAGUGGCUGGCUCUGGUGGAGGGCUUCAACAAGAGCUUGAAGGGCCUGGGGGACUUGGAACAAUGGGCCAAGACCAUAGAGACCGACAUGAGGAUGGUGGUUGACACGCUGGACUUCGCCUACAAGGGAUCAGGAGAGGUCCACGUCUUUCAAGAACACUCAGACACUCCCCCAACCUCUGAACACCAUCACUAA
Molecule: messenger RNA, 420 nt
Organism: Geodia barretti
Lineage: Eukaryota; Metazoa; Porifera; Demospongiae; Tetractinellida; Geodiidae
Source: the annotation of a GenBank genome assembly